CUGUUUUUGUUUCAGUGAAUAAUGGGGAAGAAAGGCAAAGGAAAGAAGGGUCCUAAGGAACCUCUCCCACUUCUGGCAGAAGUGGAGAGAGAAAUGUUCCAGCUGCACAUAAAUGAUAUAACACGAAAGCUUGAGAGGAUCACAGCACAGUGUCUGGAGUUAGAAAAGAGUAAUGAAGAGUAUGAAAAAAAGUAUAAGAAAUUAGAUGAGGAUAGAGGUGACAUAAUUACCUAUCUAAAACGAACCCUACAAGAGAAAUCAGAUGAAGCUAAACAGCUGCAGGAAACUGUUGACCAACUGACUUUAGCUCUUUCAUUCCACAGCAUAUUUCAUUGCUUGUAUCCAUUAAUAAUUGGGAAUAGAACUCUGAAUGGCCUUAUUAGUGAGGAAAUGGUACUGAUCAGAACAGAUCACACAGUCAAAUACUUGAAUGCAUUCAAUGCACCUCUUAGUAUCCAAAAGAGUAAUCACUUAUUACAUAUCUUUGUUGUCGGUGGUGUUGUGGGCAUCGGAACUGAAGUUAUCUUCUCUAGGCUUGCAACCUCAUCUACAGAGUUAAGGAUAAAACUGAAUCAACGUCAUAUACAAAAAUGCCAGCCAUCUGUUCCAACAGUACAUUGGAUCCCGGUAUUAAAAAAAUUGCUAUUUGUUAUUCUGUAUCAGUUAUUCCUCAAAAUAAAGGCAAAAUGCUACAUUUUUAGUAAAUUGUUCAUUAAAACUAAUUUCAUUGUUUGUAUACAAACAGCUGGUAGAUUGAAAGCCUUGGAACAUUUUCGUGUCCACCAAGAUGAAUUGAUGAAUAAGUUUAAACAACAAGAAAUAGAGAUAGAAGAGAGAGAAAAAGAACAUAAACGAAUGCUUUAUGAAGUGGAAAAGAAAUUCAUAAUUGCCAAAGACAAGGCCAUGAAAGAUAUGGAAGUACGCCAGCUCCAGUUGUCAUCAGAGUUUGAAGCAACAACACAAAUGUGUAUUGCGGCAAGCACAAAACGAGCCAUAAGAGAAAAUAUUGCUGUUAAUAAUGAGCUACGUAAAGUCCAGGAAACAACAUACAGAUUAAUCAAAGAGAAUGAAAAGUUGAAAGAACAUGACAGGCACAUGAAAAUUCAGAAGGAGUUGACAGAGGAGGAGAAAAACAUAGUUAUGCAGGAGAAUGCUGAACAUCUAAAGGCAAGUGUUCAGUUUCAAGAACAAAAUAAAUAUAAAAAUAAUGAAGGAGCCUCAUUAAUCUAG
Schistocerca serialis cubense is the source of this 1230-nucleotide messenger RNA. RefSeq lists its product as uncharacterized. Bases 22 to 1230 code for a protein of 402 amino acids. The transcript has 8 exons. Gene Ontology annotation, cellular component: cilium; ciliary basal body. The record is from RefSeq and is a predicted model, not a curated record. Gene Ontology annotation, molecular function: microtubule binding. NCBI's taxonomy places the organism in Eukaryota, Metazoa, Arthropoda, Insecta, Orthoptera, Acrididae.